UGAACAAUUUGUAGACCGAGUGGCAUUCCGUCUUAUCUUUCCUAACUUCUCUCCUCACUGUCACACACUACUGUGAUCUGAGGAGCAGCCGUUUUCACCAGCGCAGCUUUGUCAGCUGCCGAACCAAAAUCCCUCCACUCAGACCUCCUUCUUUUUCAAUUUUUUCUCCCAAACACACUCUAUUGUUUCCUGUACUUGUCGAGAUUCUUAGUAGAGUAUUAAUUUCCAGAUGAUUAUGCCUUUUAGCUCCCCAUGAUUCAUAAUCAUUCCAGCGACCCUUUAAAAACUUACCAUAUUAUAUCUGGUAUGUAUAUGCACGCUCUCGCUGUCCUUCCCUCUUUCUCGCUCUCUGCACAUCUGCUGUCAGUUUCAGACCCCUGUUUCUACAGUUUCUGUUUCAUCAUAUGAAUUUGCUGAUUUCCCCUUCAUCAUGUGAAGAUUUUUUGGUGUUUCUUUCCUAGUGGGGCUUUUCUUGUUUAAGCAUCUCAUGCUUUGCACAUGGCGUUGUGACUUUGUUUACUUUUCACUGACAUUUGGCUAUUGCUGGGAGGGACAAGAAAAUGUCAUUAUUUUUUUGUGACACUUGAAAAUGAAGAAGAUUGAAUAUAUAUCAAAGUGUUUGUCGAAUGGGACUUCUUUUGAAUGAAGAAAGAUUAAAUUUUUUUGAAGAUUUUUUUUUUGGGUUUGUUUUGAAAGGUGGGUUCUUUUUAGGACUUUCCCCCCCGUUUUCUUGAUUUUUGAUGUUUUUUUAGAGGAAUGAAUGACACAGUGGAGAAAGCGGCGUCGUCUUUGGCAAUUGUGGAGAAGAAGCCGCAGAGGCCUGGUGGAUGUGUUGGUAUCUUCUUUCAACUUUUUGAUUGGAAUCGUAGAUUCGCGAAAAAGAAGCUUUUUUCCAAGAAAUUACUACCACCAGUUCGAUUCAAACAAGCUUCGAAGAAAUUUGGUGGGGAUGAGAAGCAGCCGAAGCUUCGUUUGAUUGCUGAUGAAAACAAUGGGGGAUUCCCAACGGCGAAGAUGUCGAAUGGGGCGGCCAUUGUUGAUAAUGAACAAAAGCAUGAAAUGCAUGUUCCUGGACUUGUUGCGAGGCUCAUGGGUUUGGAUUCUAUGCCGGCGUUGCAGAGAGAUAAGUCGAAGAAGGCUCCUGCAUCCGGUGUUGUUUUGCGAGAAGCAGAGGAAUUAGUCGAUAAAAGGGAAGAGUUGAAAGGUGGGAUUAAGCAUGAAGUAAGGCCUCAGAAACUUCAAAAGACAAGUGGAUGUGAGAGGCAACCCAUAACUAGAUUUGGGACCGAGAAGCUGCCAUUCAAGAAUGUGUUAUCCAAGUCAAGAAAGCAGCAUCAUCCAAAGCUUCCUUCGCCAGUGAAAACUCCCAAGAAUCUUUCAAGGAAAAGGCCAUCUAAACUGAUUGGUGCAGCCACUAGAAUUUUGGAACCUGGUUUACAGACAAGUAGAUCUAGAUGUGCUCUCACUUACUCUAAUGCUUCGCGAGAUUCUCCACAAGAUACCGAUAUGGAGGGAAGGACACGCUCGUUGCCAAGCCAUUCGGAAGGCUCUUAUGGUUUUGGAAGUGUUGCUGCAGUGGGGGAGUCGUCUUGCAAAAAUUGUGGCUAUAUGCUGGAUAGUAUGAACGGUAAACCUACCAUCACUCCACAACCAUUAGUUUUUACCUCACCCUUGUCGAAUAACGUAAGAUCUUGUUGUCAACUGUUGGAACAAAGUAAGCCUGUAAACGCUGCAUUAUAUCAUCAGUUGGAAGAAGAUAUUCGUGAUGGCUGCUCCAUGGCUGCAGCUCCGGUUAUUGGAAAUGUUCAAACUCAUGUGAAGUUCGCCUCGUAUAGGAGUCCUUUCUGUGCCGGGCAUAUUCAGCAGCAUUGCAAGGCUCCGAGGGGUGUGCAUUUACCUCUUAGCCCUAACCAGAAGCCCUAUAGGCAAAAUCAGAUGUUACGAGCAACGGAAACAGUUCCUCUAAGGCCGAAUGUGAUUACUUUGACGAAUAACAAGGCAUCAACAAGUGUUAUGAAUGGGACAAAGAAGUAUGUUUCAGCAAAUCCAAGCUUAAGCUGUAGUUCAAGGUCUCGGGUGCCUUCCCGAAUUGAGAAUGGUAGAUUUGAAUUGGAAAAGAGAAUCCCCAAUAGCAUGAGUGACUCAGUACCUACUGGGAGAAAGAGGAGGCCGAACAAUCUAUCUCGACAAGGUGAAUAUUCUGGUUGCUCAAGCUAUGCAGUAAACAAACCGGUUAUUGGUUCUCCUCAUUCAGUGCGUCCUCACUACGUUGACCAUGAAUGUGGCUUGCUCCAUCGACAAGACAGAAAAUUUGACAGUGUUGCACUUGCAGGGAGCAACAAUGUGGUUUCCUUCACAUUCAAUUCAUCAGUGAAGCAGAAGGUUGGAAUUCAUGAAAUUGGCGAAAUGCAGGUUAGAAGUAGAGAGAAACCGGCAUUAGGAGAAUGUGUUAGAAAGACGGAGUUUGAGAGAUCGCGCCCUAUAAGCGGAGAUGCCCUUGGUGCACUUCUGGAACAAAAAUUGAAGGAAUUGAAUUGCCAAGGGGAGGAUACGGGCAAUGCACCUAAAAAAACCACAGCUACGAUUCUACAAGAGCUAAUAACAGCCUUGACAUCAGAGGCUCCAUUUCUGCAGGAUAAUUUACCAGCUAUAUCUGAUAGGAGAAAUGGUUGGAGUGAUCAGAGCCAUUUGUCAAACUCAAAAUCUUCAAGCGUUUCACAGGGAAAUGCCAUGGGUGUGAACCCGUCUUUUGACCAACCGCUCGAUGCUGAGCACCUAAGCCCAGGAUCGGUUCUUGAAACCUGCUUUUCUACUGAGAGUUUUCCUUCCAGCAGUGCAGACGAUGGCCCAGGCUACAAAAUGGUCCAAGAAUCUCUGGAUUGCUCUUAUUGUGAAACAGAGUCUGCAGCCUCAUUGAACGGCGUUGAGAAUUCAAAAGAGAUGAUCGUUGAUAUCCUCAACAAUGUCUCUGAGAUCUUAUGCUGCAGUGGGCUUGCUUUUGGCUUGAAAGGGAACGAGGUCGAGCAAGUAAAGGAGGUGCUUUUGAAUGCUGAGCUGGUAUUCCAUAGCGCGCUGCUUUCAGGUUCAGCCGUAGGAAAAGGCUCCCCAAUCAAACAUUUGCUCCUCGAUGAACUGGAUAUGCUCGCAAGCGUUUUAUGGAUGAACUUCGGUUGCUCCCUAGGGGUUGAGGAUGGUAAGGAGGUGAAUCAACUGAAAACCUUCGUUUUGGAUUCGGUCAUGGAGUAUCUGGGCGUUAGAUUUCAAGAAUUUCCCGGGAGUCGAUCCAAGGUGUCGAGAAAACUGCCUCUUCGCAUGAACAACAGCAUGCUGAUCCUGGAGAUUGUGGAAGUUGUUAGGAGGUGGGAGGAGCUGUCGAGGUUGUGUGUCGACGAUCUGAUCGAGAGAGAGAUGAGCCGUUCCUUGGAGGAAUGGACGCAGUGUGAGAGUGAAGCUUUUGAGAUCACCAGACAGUUGGUGCAGAUUUUGGUGGAUGAAAUUGUGAUGGAUCUUUGCAACAUGCUACACUAGUAGAAAAGAGACCUCAAUUCUUAUGUAAGACUCUUAAUUCCCAACACUUAAAGCUAACCACUGUACAAACUGAUGUAUUAAUUACCAAUUGUUGUAUGUAUCUUUUCACUCAUCAUUUUAA
This is a messenger RNA of Salvia miltiorrhiza (redroot sage), 3649 nucleotides long. RefSeq lists its product as uncharacterized. Bases 757 to 3528 code for a protein of 923 amino acids. Lineage: Eukaryota; Viridiplantae; Streptophyta; Magnoliopsida; Lamiales; Lamiaceae. The transcript has 5 exons. The record is from RefSeq and is a predicted model, not a curated record.